This is a messenger RNA of Lodderomyces theae, 2490 nucleotides long. RefSeq names its product CORVET complex subunit. The transcript has a single exon. Bases 1 to 2490 code for a protein of 829 amino acids. The record is from RefSeq and is a predicted model, not a curated record. Gene Ontology annotation, biological process: vesicle-mediated transport; endosomal vesicle fusion; autophagy. NCBI's taxonomy places the organism in Eukaryota, Fungi, Ascomycota, Pichiomycetes, Serinales, Debaryomycetaceae. Gene Ontology annotation, cellular component: cytoplasm; fungal-type vacuole membrane.
AUGAUCCCUUAUAUAAUAGACCCUUUGAUAGAUGAUCUACCGUUGAAACAAAAUGAACGCAUUACUGCAGUUUCUGCACACGAUCGUAAUGUAUAUAUUGGAACCUCGAUCGGGAACGUACUACACUAUCAUCUAUUUGAAGAUGCAACAGACUACUUGCAAAUCACAAUGAUGUCAGUUGGAGGGAAAGAGAUUGCUCAAAUGGUGGCAUCUGAGCAGUUACAGAGGUUGUUUGUCUUGGAAAACAGUACGCUCUUUGUAUUUCUGUUGCCUGAGCUUAGCCCCAUGAGUACACGACAAUUGAAAAAUAUUCGACAUGUAUGCUUGGCAGAUGAUGGAGCCUCGUUGAUGCUUAUCAAGCAAUCAAGCAUUCAAAUUGCUAAACUUGAGGAAAAUUCGUGGAAGUUGAUUCAGGAUUUCAAGUACGAAGGGGCUGUACUUGGAACGGCACCCAUGAAUAACUUAAUUUUGUUAGCAAACUCAAAGGCCUAUGAGAUACUCGAUACGUCGUCAGGAAGAUCAAUGCCUCUCUUUGACUACAAAUCAGGUGCAGAUGUUUCUCCCGUGAUUGUCCCUUUUGAAACACCAAACGCAACAGAAUAUUUGCUUACCGUUGCUUCCGAUGAAAACACUUCAAUUGCGCAAUUUAUCAACACCAAGGGAGAUGCCACUAGGGGUACUUUGACAUGGUUAAAUUUGGGGUAUCCUCAAGGCGGCGUCACUAUCAAGUGGCCCUACACAUUUGCUUUGUUUGAGCAUUCAAUUUUAGUGUCCUCUUUGGAAACCCUUGAAACUGUGACAACACUAAGCAUAGAAGAAAAGGUCUCGGAAGCCAAUGCAAGCGGAAAACAUUUGCACCCUAUGAGCAUUCAAAAAGCCAAUGUCUUUUUUGCGGACAAGUCGCUAGAGGGCGUUAUUGGUCUGCCGUUGGAGCUGCGCUCAAAUAUAGUAUUUUUCAAUGAAUCAAAAUUGUUUAAUGUUCAUCAAGAAAAUGAGGUGGUAUCGGCCAAUAAAGCAUUUCAACAAGCAAUGGAGACCAACGAAUUCGAUCAGUUUCUGGCCAUAGCUCAUGGUGAUUCCAAAUACGUGCACAUUCUCAAAACUAUGGUCGCCUUUUUGACCGACACGGAUCCAAUUGCAUUACUUUUGGAAAGAAAAGAUGGUCAGUUGAUUAUUGAUGCAGAUUUAGCUCUUCGAUUGUUAGGUUACGAGGCUCAGUUCCUCCUGGUGUAUCCGGGAUUGAGGGAGGUGAUGGAAAUGUGGGACUUUAAAGAUGAAGCCAUUGCGAAACGGUACUUGCAGAAUUUGAAACCUACAGAUAUGAGUGCCGACUCAAGGAUAUUGAGCUACAAGCUUCUUCCUGCAAGUGAUAUUUCUUCCUUGGUCUCAGAGGACAAUUGGACAUUUUCAGUCAAUGAUGAAACAGUGACUAAGAUAUUGAUCGAAAGGAACUUGUUAUCUCAGGUGUCACAUAUUUUUCAAAUGACGCCCAAACUGUCUGCAGUGGUAUCAGCAUAUAAAGAAUUUUUAUUUCAUCAUUUGAACAAUGAUCUAGUGGAGGACGCAUUAAAAUUUCUAUCUCAAGAACAACUCGAUGAAAAAGACUACACGCGACUAAUACUAGAGAUCCUCAAGCUAAAUAAAGAUAAAGGUUAUGAAUUUAUGAGGAAGUCGCCAAUGUAUCGCGAGGUCAAUCAGAGGAUAUUGAAUGAGUUGUCAGAUGAUCAGAAGGGGGAGAAGGAUUAUGCAUUGUUGCGGAUUGAGCUACUUGAAUCGUCAUUUACCGAAAAUACUGCAUUGCGCGGGGAGUUAUCAAGCUUGAUUUGCUCUACAUUAUUCUCGCUUUACAAUGACCAGAUGAAGGAAAAUCUAAAGGAACUACAUGCCGCAUACCGAGAGACGAAUAAGCUAUUAAAAGACAAGUGGCCCAAAAUAUCAUGGAUAGAUUUUCUAUCCUUCACCAAGGUACAAGACUAUCAAACAUUCAUUGACUUGUAUAUAAAGGGGUUUGAGCUAGCAAACGAAAAAGACACGUAUCCAGAUGAGCAACUUUUUACUUACUACAAGCUUUACACAACACAGGAUGUUGCAGGAUUACUCGAAUUUGGAGAUUAUUCUAGUGCUGAACGUGUAGCUUUGGGCAAAUGCGCGGCUCAGCAGAAGCCGUUUUACAAACAUGAAAUUGGUUGGCAAGGAACGGUUGAUAGAAAGAGUCUCUUGCUUAUUUUCAAGCACUAUGUGCUGGUCUAUGAACAGCAAGAACCAGUCGAGCCAGCAAUCCAACAUUUCGUCGACAGCUAUGGCAAUUAUUUUUCUCCAGUCACUUUAAUCAAGCUACUACCCAGCCAGUUUCCAUUGGCGUAUCUAGCCUACUUUUUGAGAACUUCAUUCAUCAAUAUGCAAGCACAGUCGAGGGAAAAAGUGAUUACCAAAGCAAUCAUCAAGUCUGAAUUAUCUAGAACUAAACAUUUAAUAAAUGAUUUCCUAUAG